UCCAGCACCUAGUAGACUCUUGUGUAACCUCUGUUUGGAACUCCCUGCUGCCACAUUCUACCUACAGCCACCGUGAAGAACUCUUGCGACCGGCCGGCCAGCCUGCCAAUGACCAUAGCAACCUAUCCGUAGUAGUCCGAAGUGGGAGAUACGAUACAACCAUGUCCGGGUCUAUGCGAGAAUCGAUCAAGGCCCUCAACACCACCUUCUCCGCAGCCACCGGGCUCUAUCCUCUACCCGACGAGCUUCGCGCAACCAUAGAGAGUUUCCUUGGGCGCUAUGGCGACAUCGACGAUCACGAUUCGCAGCGUUUCCACGAAGACCUCCAUGCGCUAUACCUCCGGCAUGUCGCUGGUAGCCCGGAGAAGCAUGGUGCCUUCCUGUCUGCGCUACGCAUGCUACGACCAGCGAUCACGGGAGAGACCCGCUUGACUACGUGGUGGGAUCUAGUGCUGAAACCUACAAUCGAUGGAAUAGGGCAUAAGAGGCACGAAAUCGAAGACGCGAGAGACUUCGUUCAGAGCAUACUGGUAUACGAUGUCGAUGCGGAUCAAGAUGGGGAGCGUGCGCGUCUGUCGAAUGUCUUCACCAAGAAGAUUUUGGAUAUGUACCUUGAGAGGACUAGCAUUCCUUCCUCGCUAGAGGAUACAAUGUCUCCGGGCAACGAGUUUGCGUCGCAUGAGCUCGAAUUAGUCCUGGUGACUUUUGGCCGUAAGAUGCCCAAGGCGCUGCUCCUCGCGCUUGAUGAUCUGUUCGUCCAGAAAGAAUACCGCAUCCAAGCGUUGAACCUGUUGAGCGCUUUCGUUCGGCUUCAGCCACCGCAUCUCCAUCUAGUUCUCGAAACCUCUCUCAUUCAGCACCUAGAGAAAUGCUUGCUCAUCGACACCUCAUCGACUGUAGUCGAGCUGGCCCUUGUUGUCCUCAUUAUGCUUCUACCUCACAUCUGCGGCGCUCUGACCUCCGAUCACCAUCUCCAGAAACUGUUUCUCGUAUAUACUAGGGUCCUUUGCUGGGAUAAACUGGGAAACGUCGAAGAUUCCAGGUCAGUAGACAGUGAUGCACAUUCUACAGGCGAAGAAAGUGGAGACGACGAUGUAAUAGAUGACGAGUCCGAGCACGUUUGGGAACAAGUGCAACAAUCCACGGACUAUCCAGAUUCUUCGCCACCAGCGCUCAUGCAUUACUAUACCUUUCUCUACGGCUUGUUCCCAUUAAACUUUAUGAGCUUUAUUCGGAAACCGAGGAAAUAUCUGAAGUCGCUCAACUUCCCAGGCGCACGCGACUUUGAUCUGGACCAGCAUCUCAUCCACAGCCGGACCGAACCAUAUCGGAGAGUCCAUCUCCUCCAUCCAAAUAUGUUUACUACCACUGUUGAAGAUGAGUUGAGCGAGAAUAGGUGGCUAAAGAGCGAUCCUGCGGAUGUGGUCACAGAGUGCAUGGAUCUUUGUGUAGCGAUAUCGUCGACUCUUCAUAACCCUGGGCCACCACCAAAUAUCAAGCUACCGCCUCUGCCAGAAAGCCCAAACGACUUUACAUUGGACGUAGAUGGCACUAUUGCGAAUGGUUCAAACGAAGGCUGGAGGAAUACACAAUCAACAAUGUACGUACCUUUAGGUGAAGCUCUGGAACUACCGCAAACCUUUGAGACAUUACCGAGACCCAAGUCAGUCAAGUCAGUGAGGUCCAAUCAAUCAGCGGCUUCUCCGUUGCUAAAAGGUCGCGAUAUUAUGGACUCACCGACACUACCACCUAUGAAGGACAAGAAACAAGACCUUCUUGGCGCGCCCGUAGUUGCUCCUCAACGAUUUGUGUCUCAGGAGCCAAGCCUAGAUAGCUUUGUACAGUCAGUAGCCCGAUCGAACUCGCCCGCUCACAACGACUUCCACAACCAAACCAUGGCCUCUCUACAAAGAGAAAUUAUGCUACUUCGGAAUGACCUGAAUUUCGAGCGGUAUCUGAAACUGCAGCAUUUGGCUCAUAUUGGCCAGCUUCAGCGGAAACACAUCAAGGAGGCAACAGCGGACUCGGAGACUCAGAAUCUAAUUAAUACGAACAAGACGUUGAAGGCAAGGCUAGCCAAAGCUAACGAACUAUAUACCCAAUUGAAGAAGGAGACGCUUACCAGCCGAAGCCAGUCGAAGAAGUGGGAGACUGACCUGAACGCUCGAAUUCGAUCGUACAAAGAGAGCGAAAAGAGCUGGCACAGUGAUGAAGGUACUCUACGUUUUGAGUUGCAGAGGACACAGUCGGACUAUGAGCAUCUCAAGAAGAUUGUGGAGAAGGCAGAAGCGGAACAGCUAAAGGCUCAGCAAAGAACACGGGCGCUUGAAUUUGAACUUGAGGAUUAUGGCAACGUUCGACGUGAGCUCGAGGCUGCACAGGAGAAGAUGAUGACGUCUGAAGCUCAGAGAAAGGAACUCCAUACACUCUUGCAGGAGCGCAAUGAAUUACGCAACGACCUCGAGAUUGCCAAUAUGCGGUUAAAUAGUCGAGAGCAAGACCGGGAACGCUCGAUCAAGGCCUACGAACGCCGCAUAAUGGAGCUAGAAACACGGUUGCAGAUGACCGAGAGGAACGUGGGCAAACCAGGCCAACUUCCCUCCUCUGUCCAACAAAUUCUUGACUCGGCACUUGCGGCCAGUAACGCUAAACUGCAAUCGUUGAAGAAGACUCAUUACCGCCUCCUCGAACAAUACACGGAGCUGCAGAUGAAAUACCAUGAUCUUGAGGGCGAGCAACAAGCCGAGUUGGGCCGGCUGUACGCUCAAGAGAAACCCAGUCAAUUUGACUACGGGAACACACGUGUCAGUCGCAAUUCCAGUAUGCGCCAAACAAAUAGCUACAACUCGAGGUAUCUGCCACCUCUUUCCACGGAGAUUUCACCUGGCGAAGAGCGAGAAUACUACCUUUCCCCGGACUCGGUGAGCAGUCCUACCUCGACCGCAUCACCAGCCCGGCCUGUUAGGCUCGAGUCUUUGCAGACUCAGAGGCCCCAAAGAUCUCAGACGACACCCUCACCAUACCCUGGCUUUGGUGGCGCUUUCGGACCUGACUACUCUGCGACGUACGAUGCCUCUCUUAACAACCAAGCUCAGGCGCACAAAUCAGGGAGUGCCCCUCAAUCUAGCGGCAAGAGCACUUAUUCUGUUGACACAGAGGGCAGUGCCGGCAAAGAUAAGAAAGACAAAGUGGAUGCAAAAUCAGAGGUCCGAGUAUACGGUCGUGGUGGCGCUCAGAACAUUGGGAAGAAGGUCAAAGAUAAAGACCAAAAGAAGCCUGUGUCUUCUAAAACAGGAGGCUUUCGAGGAUUGAAAGGUAUCAUGUAGUCAAAGUGCAUAGUAUACAGAUGUGUCAAAUCCAUUCCCGGAGAUCACUUUGACACAUCUCACUCAGCUAUGUUCAUCCCAGAUGACGAGUUACCGCCUUAUUCACCGAAGAAGAAGUCAUAGAUAAUUACAAAUACUGCCAUGACUA
Molecule: messenger RNA, 3474 nt
Organism: Cucurbitaria berberidis CBS 394.84
Lineage: Eukaryota; Fungi; Ascomycota; Dothideomycetes; Pleosporales; Cucurbitariaceae
Exons: 4
Coding region: 162-3326 (1054 amino acids)
Biological process (GO): negative regulation of TOR signaling; regulation of cell cycle
Cellular component (GO): TSC1-TSC2 complex
Source: RefSeq, a predicted model, not a curated record